CAGCAUCAGUCCUGAGCAAGGCUUCUGCCCAGCGUGGAGUCCCCUGCAGAAUCAGCAAGCCUAAGAAAUAUUAUCAACUCAUUGCAUUAAAGUCUACUGGGGGUUCCUGCUGAUAUACUCCAACCCAUUUUUGAAAAAGUAGUGUUUUCCAGCAUCCUCACCUAUCCAGAACAUAAGUAAAAACUUGGGAGUUUCUUGCUUAUUAAUGAAAGCUAUGAAGUCUAAGUCCAACUGGGCCCAGAACCCAAGUUGUAGCAUAAUGGUAUUUCAUCCAACCAAAGAAGAGUUUAAUGAUUUCAAUAAAUACAUUGCUUAUAUGGAAUCCCAAGGUGCACACCGAGCAGGCCUGGCCAAGGUAAUUCCACCCAAGGACUGGAAAGCCAGAGAGACCUAUGAUGAUAUCGAUGACAUCUUAAUAGCCGCUCCCCUCCAGCAGGUGAUUUCUGGGAGGGCAGGUGUGUUUACUCAGCACCACAAAAAGAAGAAAGCCAUGACCGUGAGCGAGUAUCGCCGCUUAACAAACAGUGAAAAACACCAGACACCAUUCUACUCUGAUUUUGAGGAACUGGAGCGAAAAUAUUGGAAAACACGCCCCUAUGAUUCACCGGUUUAUGGUGCGGACGUCAGUGGCUCCUUAUUCGAUGAAAACACGAAGCAGUGGAACCUUGGACACCUGGGAACCAUUCAGGACCUGCUGGAACAGGAGUGCGGAGUGGUCAUCGAGGGCGUCAACACCCCCUACCUUUACUUUGGCAUGUGGAAGACCGCCUUCGCCUGGCACACGGAGGACAUGGACCUUUACAGCAUCAACUACCUGCACUUUGGAGAGCCCAAGACUUGGUACGCGGUGCCCCCGGAGCACGGCCGGCGCCUGGAACGCCUGGCCAGGGAGCUUUUCCCGGGCAGCUCUAGGGGCUGUAAGGCCUCGAGGCACAAGGUGGCUCUCAUCUCGCCCACCGUCCUCAAGGACAACGGCAUCCCCUUCGGUCUCACUCAGGAGGCUGGAGAGUUCAUAGUGACGUUUCCCUAUGGCUAUCACUCUGGCUUCAACCACGGCUUUAACUGCGCGGAAGCCAUCAAUUUCGCUUCCCCGCGCUGGAUCGAUUAUGGGAAAGUGGCGUCGCAGUGCAGCUGCGGGGAGGCCCGGGUCGCCUUCUCUAUGGACGCCUUCGUGCGCAUCCUGCAACCAGAGCGCUACGAGCUGUGGAAACGCGGGCAGGACCGGACCGUGGUGGACCACAGGCGGCCCACGGAGCCCAGCAGCCAGGGCCUGAACGCCUGGAGAGAGGUCCGCGCCGCCUGGGGAGCCGCUCUGGGCCCGAGGCACCACCAGCCACGCCGCGCUCGGCGCCCGCGUGUGCCUGUAGCCCUGGACGGUGGGACCCGCCACCUAGUCCCCGUGCCUGCUGUGUCCCGGCGCCCUUCGCCGGUCUGGGGUUCUUGCUCGGCCGCCCAGUUCGAGGCUGCGGCCACCUGCACCUCUGGGGAGCCCGGCCUAACCCAGCCGCCAACCCCAGGUCCAUCCGCCCCAGAUGGCCACCCAACCGGAAGAUGUGGCCCUCGUCGUCGUCCUUGGAAACAGGGGACUCAGGAGCCAACUGCUCCCCCCAGGGCUAAGAGGAGGCUUUCCUUGGACGUUGCUCAGGACCCAGAGUCUCAGCCCCUGCCUGUGGAUGCACCCUCGCCGGACAACGCUGACUCGCUCAGCCCUGGGCUCCAGCAUCCCGCCAAGGCUUCUGGGUGUGGUUGUGGCCCUGUCCCCUAA
Lagenorhynchus albirostris (white-beaked dolphin) is the source of this 1765-nucleotide messenger RNA. Its product is annotated as lysine-specific demethylase 4D-like. Gene Ontology annotation, cellular component: nucleus. Lineage: Eukaryota; Metazoa; Chordata; Mammalia; Artiodactyla; Delphinidae. The record is from RefSeq and is a predicted model, not a curated record. Gene Ontology annotation, molecular function: histone H3K9 demethylase activity. Gene Ontology annotation, biological process: chromatin remodeling.